Messenger RNA from Rhodofomes roseus, 961 nucleotides. RefSeq names its product SFT2-domain-containing protein. Gene Ontology annotation, biological process: vesicle-mediated transport. The record is from RefSeq and is a predicted model, not a curated record. Bases 279 to 758 code for a protein of 159 amino acids. NCBI's taxonomy places the organism in Eukaryota, Fungi, Basidiomycota, Agaricomycetes, Polyporales, Fomitopsidaceae. Gene Ontology annotation, cellular component: membrane. The transcript has 7 exons.
GUACGAGUGACCAGACAGCGAGAAUUGCCAGCUCGACUUGGUCUGGCCUGCCGCCACCAGCGCGUCACGACCGCUGCGUGCGGUGCUGAGACGCGCUAGCCACGUGGAAAGCAGCAGCCGUGCUGCGACAUCCUCACCGACCACAUUGCGUCUGUCUCCGUGAACGCGUCCCACCGGCCUGGUGCCAUCUACGAAGAGCCUAAGUACACUACUCCAGCUGUUUCUUGAUCCUCCCCACGUCCUUGUAACGACUCCGAACCUCUCAGACUGCGGACGACAUGUCGAAAGGGUGGUUUAACCUUGAUACCGUCGGCGGCACCAUCCCGGAGACGCAGUUCUUCGAGGGCGACUCCGCGUUCCACUUCCUGGGGCUCUCGAGGACACAACGGCUAUAUGGCUUUGGUGGCUGCCUGGCGGUCGGGUUCGUCCUGAGUCUUCUGGGUGCUAUAUUCCUGUUCUUUGCGGAUCUUGUGACCUUUGCUAUCCUGUAUGUGUUGGGUACAGUAGUGUCGCUCAUCGCCACAGGGUUCCUAUUAGGCUUCGCAAAACAGCUAAAACUCAUGUUCAAGCCCGUUCGCGUGAUCGCGACUAUAGUCUUCCUGCUCUCAAUAGUUCUCGUUCUCGUCGGGGCGUUCGUGAUUGGGAGUGAUGUCCUGUGUCUAAUCUUCGUGUUCAUCGAGUACCUCGCCUUCACAUGGUAUACGCUCUCCUACAUCCCCUACGCACGCACAGCCGUCCUGAAGGUGUUCGGGAUGUGAUCGGGUAUCGGGUAUCGGGCUCUCGCACACUACGUACUGUUAAUCACGCCUGCCGGGGAAGCACAUAUUUCGGUUCGAUGUCUGUACGAUGGAAAAGUACGCUUGCUGAUUGUAGGGUCUAUGGACGCUUCGUUUGGGCUGGAGUCUAUUUAUUAGGCGUCGCGUCUGGGAUCGUGCGCGACACGAGCGCUGCCAUUGGUCUU